AGGUCUAUUCUAGCACAGAUACUUCCUGACUCACAUAAAUGGACGCAAAUGCGAUCCAAGCAGAAUGAGGGCCUACAGACUACAGCACUUACUAGCUACACAGCCAGCAAUAACAAACACAUGGCCGCUGGUAACGCAGACAGGACGCAUGCCAGGAACUGGCUGUGACACGCAGCCACUCUCCCCACCAUCCAUCGGCGGUGGAGACAGUUCCCGCACUCACCACCAGUGCCGUGCGCCCUUCCUUAUAAACAGGGCGAGGGAUGUGCUCUGGAGUCUGGCCUCCAGCCCGCUAGCCUGACGCUGCCCGACAGUGUAAGGCGACCAGCGACGCAACCAAUAAGGCGCGCAGCGCCGCCGACGUUUCUAUACGAAACGUCAAUGCAAGGCGACUUUCAGCUGCAACUGCAUCACACACACAGUAACGGGGGACAGGCAGGCAGACAGACAGGCAGGGGCAUUUUGCACAAUGGAGCCCCCUAACCCGCAGUUUAACAAAACAGUGCUAUAUUGGAAGAAGGUGGUGCGCCUGGAAUACAUGCGUCUGCAGCAGUUGAAGAGACUACAGGCCAACCAGGCUUCUGGGACUAUAUAUGUGGAGAAUUUGGCAAAAAUCCAGGAAAGAACUAACCUGUUAAAUGAAGACUGGGAGAAACGAAGAGUGCAGCCAGUUCAGGUGAUGCAUCCUGCAAAUGCGCACCCAUUCCUAAAAAAGUGUACUGUAGAAAGUAUCUUUCCUGGUUUUGCUGUCCAAUCUAUAUACACAAGGUCCCUGAACACUGUGGCACUUGUUCCCAUCAUGUACUCCUGGUCGCCACUGCAACAAAACUUUAUGGUGGAAGAUGAGACUGUCUUGUGUAACAUCCCUUACAUGGGAGAUGCGGUUAAAGAGGAAGAUGAAACAUUUCUUGAGGAACUAAUCAAUAACUAUGAUGGGAAGGUGCAUGGAGAAGAAGAGGUGGAUUUGCCAUCUGCGAUGACCACUAGUCCACGCUUACAUGACCGCGAGCGUGUAUUUCGUUAUGGGCACUCUUUCUCCGCAGGACGCAACAGCAUAUCAAAAACUGGUGCUGGCGUUCUGGAUGAUGCAUCCUUUUUAGAGCUGAUGGAAGCUCUUCAGUAUGCAGAGGACGGGGAGAGUGGGCACAUUGACCCAGCGGUAUGUAAAGGGGAUGAGGUAAAAGGAGAGGGACCCAUGACCCGAAAGAGGAAGAGAAUUGCAGAGGAGGGUGAAGCCCAGGUAAACCCAGGAAGCAAUUCUUCCCCAGGAAAGGGUCAGGCAGACACAAGAGGAGAUGGAGAAGACCAAAACUCUUCUCAGAACAAAACACGAGGUAGCAAGAAAGUCUGUAAAAGCUACCUGCCGAGUGACCUAAUCUUCAGUGCUAUAUCUGCUGUAUUUCCAGAGAGAGGCUUCCCUGAGGAAGUCAAGGAAAGGUACAGAGAGCUGACUGCAGCAUCAGAUCCCAACGCUCUUCCACCACAGUGCACUCCCAAUAUUGAUGGUCCUUCUGCCAAAUCCGUGCCAAGAGAACAGUCCUUGCACUCCUUCCACACUUUGUUCUGCCGCCGCUGUUUUAAAUAUGACUGCUUUCUGCACCCCUUUCAUGCGAGUCCCAAUAUGUGCAGAAGGAGAAACCGAGAAAUUAAGAUCGAGACGGAACCGUGCGGAAAUCACUGCUUCUUGUGGCUGGAUGGCGCUAAAGAGUAUGCCAUGCUGAACAACCCCAGAUUUAAAUGCUUGGGAAGACGUAGAAGAAAAAGCCCAGCUGUCACUGCUUCCAACUCCAAUGCUUCCUCUUCCACAGUGGUUGAGGCCAAGGAAGGGGACAGUGAUCGAGACACUGGGAAUGACUGUGCUUCCAGCUCUUCAGAAGGUAAUUCACGCUGUCAAACCCCCACCAGGCAAAGACAGGGAAGUGUGAGUGGGGACUUGCCUGAGGUGUCCGAGCCCAGUGAGCCAGUAGAGUGGUCGGGAGCUGAGGAAUCUCUUUUCAGGGUCUUUCAUGGAACCUACUUCAACAACUUCUGCUCCAUUGCCAGACUCAUGGGCACCAAAACAUGCAAGCAGGUUUUUCAGUUUGCUGUCAAAGAUUCGUUCAUUCUGAAAGUGCCUGCAAAGGAACUAAUGAGUACUGCGCAGAAGAAGAAGCGUAAACACAGGUUAUGGGCCGCACACUGCAGAAAGAUCCAGCUUAAAAAAGACAAUUCGGCCAAUCAGGUGUAUAACUAUCAGCCGUGUGACCACCCAGAUCACCCAUGUGACAGCACGUGUCCUUGCAUCAUGACGCAGAACUUCUGUGAAAAAUUCUGUCAGUGCAACCCUGACUGUCAGAACCGCUUCCCUGGUUGCCGAUGUAAGACGCAGUGUAACACUAAGCAGUGCCCUUGUUACCUGGCUGUACGAGAGUGUGACCCUGAUCUCUGCCUCACAUGUGGUGCCGCUGAGCACUGGGACUCAAAGACUGUGUCAUGCAAGAACUGCAGCAUUCAGCGGGGCCUGAAGAAGCAUCUGCUGCUGGCUCCCUCGGAUGUUGCUGGAUGGGGAACUUUCAUUAAGGAGUCUGUUCACAAGAAUGAGUUUAUCUCAGAGUAUUGUGGAGAGCUGAUUUCCCAAGAUGAAGCAGAUCGGCGAGGAAAGGUUUAUGAUAGAUACAUGUCCAGUUUUCUUUUCAAUCUUAACAAUGAUUUUGUUGUGGACGCUACAAGAAAAGGAAAUAAAAUUCGUUUUGCAAACCACUCUGUGAAUCCUAACUGUUACGCUAAAGUGGUUAUGGUGAACGGAGAUCACCGCAUUGGUAUAUUUGCCAAACGAGCUAUCCAGGCUGGAGAAGAAUUGUUCUUUGACUACAGAUACAGCCAGGCGGAUGCUCUGAAAUAUGUGGGCAUAGAAAGAGAGACUGAUAUCAUCUAAUACCCCUCCCAUUCUGUCAUUGCACCAUGUCACCAUCUUAGCCUUUCUCGGCUACUGAUUGUGGUUUUGUCUGGCUUGGCUAUCCAUUGUAAACACCUCUGCAUGUAAUUGUGGGACAGAACUGCAGCCUGCCAUCAGGGUGCAGAUCUUUGCAAUUUACUGCUGUGUAUAUCUCUAGAGCCUCUCUAUGGGCACCUUACCAGCUCGUCGUUUUGUCUUAAUGCAGUUCCAGUGUGGUACUGUUGAAAUGUCUGUACACAGUUUGCUGUAUAAUCCCUGCACCAUAUUCUGGCAUAUUCUAAUGACGUGAAUUAAUGUCUUGUAUAACAUUUCCCUUUAUGUGAAUGGUUUCUUAGACCUCAGUACACUUUAUAGGAUGUGACGUAUUGAUUUGUUUCUGUGGAAUCUGUGACUUUGUUCCACUACCCAAGUAUUGAAAGCAAGAGCUCUUAGACCCUUUCUCAAUUUCUGAUGCGCUAAGUAAAGAUCAAAAGGGGAAGGCCAUUUAGCCGUCGUACCUGUGCCUCCACCAUCCCCAUGUAACUAUUAUCUGAAGCCAGGAGUUGCUGACAAUGUGCUGUGAGCUAGUAGUUCAGGAAGCAUGGAUGGGCUCCUUCUUUGAGUGGCGGAUGGUAGAUUGACAGUCAACAGUUCGACACCAUAUGGUCGACAGUCACAAGGUUAACAAGGUCAAAAGGUUGACAUGUUUUAUUGUUUUGUUUUUCAACUUUUGCUUCAUUUACUAUCCAUGUCACCAUUACCUUUAGUAACCCUGUGGAGAACGAAGCAGAGCGAGCCACCUUACGUGAAGCGUAGCGUGAAAAGCAAGCCCACGAGGGUACACAUUUCUACUAAUUUGGGUCAUAUAAUGAAACAAACAAAAUGACAACCAAAACAAAAAACUUAUGUUGACCAUGUUCAUGUCAACUAUUUUACGGUCAACCUUUUGUACUGGCUACCUUUUUCAUGUCGACUUUUUGACUCUGUCAACCUUCUGAAUUUCGAAGCUGACCAUACGAUCGGGGGCCGGGGGAAUGACCACCAUGAGUGUGUGUAAAGGGCCCCAUACGCUAGAACGAUUUUGCUAAAUUUCAGCUCAAUUUGGUCAUUCGGGCCGAUCUAUAGGGGGAAAUCGUGCAUUUUUGCUGUGUAUCUGAUCCGAUGCGCGGCCCCGUGAGCGUCGGGUCGACUCCUCCAGAUCGUUGGUGCUGCACUCGUUUUUUGACGUGAUCAAAUGGAAUUGUAUGGAAUCAAAUGGAAAAAAGUGUGUUUUUUGUGCUCGCGAUAUAUCGCAUGCUAUCUAUAGUAGAAAGUUUGACUGGCAUUCUCAGGAUGUACCUGAUGGUACCUGUGAAUGCAUGCUAUACAUCCCAUGCUAUAUGUAGGCGCUUGACAUAUCGUAUAUGAUGUAUAGCAUGCUCCAAAAAGUAAAGUUGUACAAAUUCGUUUGGAAACUUAUGUAAACACUCCCGGGAGGCUCUCGGGAGAGUUCAAGGGAAAUCGCCCCGACUUCAGCCUCUAGACAUAUCGUUCUAGUGUAUGGGGCCCUUAAGAUAGUAAUGAUGGCUGCAAGAAUGUAUUUCCCCUUUAAGGAAAAGUCAGUACUACUAAAUAAUCAUGUUCUGAUUAUAGCUGCUAUGGCAGGUUUGGAUUUAAGGCUGUUAUCAGUAGUAACUUUGUUGUAGAAAAUCACCAUCUUGUUGUAUGUACUGUAAAUUCUAUUGGUAUAAAUGUUAUACAUAAACUGUACAAACACUCGCAGAUGCACACUACAUAUUGCAAGUACAGACUUAUGCAUCUUCUUUGCAUAUUAAUCUCACUAGCAUUAACACUUCUAUAAUCUGGUGUCAUAAAGUAGUCACUGCUUAUAUCAGCCCUAUUACUUAUAUUUCACUUUGGGUAUAGUCUGUGUAUAAACAACACUGGGUACUAUAACGUGAAACAGGUUUUGAUAUUUCAAUACACACCUUUUCAUGUACAGUACAUUGAAUUAGAUCAUUACAUUUGUGUUACUGUAUCACUAAUCAUGUAGUAUGAUGAUAGUACUAAUUAAUGGAAAGAAACCUGUAUCUUAUAGCCCUUUGGCCAAAUACAAGCUAAAGCCAGUAAGAUGAGACAGUUCUAACAUCAUAUACAUAUACUGUGUGUAUCACUGAGUCAUUGUGUAGGUGCAGCAAGAGAGGGAACUUUACUUACUGGCUGGUGGCUUGGGGAAAACAAACUUUACAUAAGUGGAGCACAGAAUAAUUAAAAUGUCUUAUUAAAAAUUAACUAGCUUGCACAAAAAUAUACUGGCUUUGGAUAGGUAAUAUGACCAGUAAUGACCAGUAGUUCCUAAAUAGGCCAAAUACAGUAUAUAAACUUUUAUUUCAGAAUAUCUGUAGAGGUUAUCAAUACACAUAUAUUCAGCUUGUUACUUUACCUAAUGCAGUAUAAUAGCAUAUUGCUCAGCAAUGUGAAUUAUGGGCAUCUGUACGUUCAGUCAGGACAGUAUGACAGGUGCUGUGUGUGUCUUUGGCUAUACUGACAAUAGCAGGUAUGAAAAUAUUAGAAAAGUAACCAUGGAAAAUAAAAUUAUCUGAAGCUUCAUUUUUUUAAUUAACACUACAAAAGGAAUACGGUCAUUAGGUUGCCACCACUUAGGUCGACAGUCAUUAGGUCGACCACUAUUGGUCGACAUACAUUAGGUCAACAGUGUCACUAGGUCGACAUGUACUAGGUCGACUGUUCAAAAGGUCGGCAUGAGUUUUUCAUAUAUUUUUUUACAAUUUUUUCACUUUUUUAUACUUUACGAUCCACGUGGACUACAAUUGGGAACGGUAACCUUACCCGAAGCAUGGCGAGCGAAGCGACGCAUGCGAGGGGGCACAGUGGACUAAUUGGGGUUCCCCGUCACUUUACGAAUAAAACUACACCAAAAACAGUCAAAAAAACGCAUGUCGACCUUUUGACAUGUCGACCUAGUGUACCUGUCGACCUAAUGCAUGUCGACCAAUAGUGGUCUACCUAAGUUGUGUCGAUCCAACGACCCAUACCCGUACAAAAUAAACUCUUCCAGGGUGAAUAUCCACAAACAAUAAGUACUGACAGUGUAUUCUGCCCACCUUAUCUUCUUAUACCAUAGGUAACCCACAUUAAUGACACGCUGCCUGGGGCCUACUCUCCAUCCUUACAGCUAUUGCACCAGGCUGCACACUGUCAGUGCACAUGCACAUUGCCUCUUUAGACUGAAUGACACGAAUGAGUAUUAUUGCCAUUCUUUCGGGAGCUUCUGGGAAAUUUUGGUUUAUUUGUUUUAGGUUAACAUACCCUUUUAUAACAGUGGAAUAAAGGCUCUAAUACAAAUUUUAGAAAGAUAAAAAUAUUAAACUCCUAACUGUGCCUCUUUAACACUGGGAAAGAAUACAGACCCUUAACUUUACCCUUAUACUACUUUCUUCAGUGUAACAGUAAUCUGUAUCCUCUCAUUUAGAGGCCUUUUCACAAUAGUCAUGGAAUGUCGUUUAUGAUUAAAGUAUCCUUUUAUUUCCCUUUUUUUUUUUAGUAUCUGUCACCUACUCACAUGGAGCUGACCAUUUGUGGGCUGGACCAACUCAUUUUGUGUCUCAGAUCUGUUCAGAAUUAGUUGGGACCGUUCCACCAUAAUUCUAGUUAUAUUUAUAUAUUUUACUAUUUAUAGAUUUUACGAAACAGCCAUCACUUGUCGGCAGGUUUUAAAAGACCAUUAAUAAUAAAUGCACAACAUUCCUGUUUUUGCAAUUAAUAUUAUUUGAUGUUAUAAAUCUAGAAGCUAGACUGCCGACGAGCGGUGACUUUAAAAAAGCAUCUGCUUUGCAAAAGUAUCCCUCUGUUCCUGCCUCUGAUCGGUCAGGAAGGUUGGAAAGUAUGUCCCCUUAGCAGUAAUCUUGUGUCACACGUACCUGCCAUGUUGUGCGUAGCCUUCAACGGGUGCAUUUAAGGGAGAUGAAUGGGGGACAAUUUAGCACAUUGCAAGCACUAGACAUGGCGUCUGACCAAGCACCCUUCUCAUGUGUGCUUUUGUCCCAAAUCCCCAACAUAAAAGGAUGGUAAGUAUGCCUCAGUGAUGCCACUAAUUCCAAGUAACUGCUUAGCGUCAGCUCAGAAAAAGUAAAUCUUUAAUAUGUGUAAGUGGUUGUGAUCACUUUAAGGUUAUUUUCCCUUUUCAGUAAACACAGCUUGUGUAGUUUUGGCCAGGGAAAGUGUGGAGGAAACCAUUUGUACAGUUCAGUGGAGUGUUGGAAUUGUGAUAAGCAUUUUAUGCAAAGUCUGUCUGCAAUCCUUCCAAAACAAAGUUCAAAGGAAAAGAAACCACAUAGUGGCAACUAGUACUAAGCCAGGGACUAGUGACCUCUCUGAGGCUUUAUACCUCAUGCCUUCCUGGUGUCACUGACUCCCAUGAAAUUAUAUGGCUCAUGACAAGUGUAUGCAUCAUGCAUAGUCUGAAGAACAUAAACCUUUACACAUACAAUUUUUACCUAAAGCAUAUAUGAGGUUGGCUUGCAGAAAAAUUAUCUAUUACAAUGACCUGAUGCAAAUCAUAUAAUUCCAAAUCACCUUGUGUAACAUGGCCCAGAAUGGUACAGUGUCUGCAACUAUGCAGGAGCUUAGGAGUUCAGAAGCUAGGAACCUUGUAUUAUGCCCUUACUUUUACUUCUCAGUUGUGAGCAUAUGGAUAUGUUAAACGUAUAUAUGUAUGAAUGUUUGUUUUUUGUUUAAAAAGUAUGUUAUGUGCAUAGGAAAAAGAAAGAAAUUAUAUAUAACUGUAAAUCUAUACAUCCAUAUGCUCUUAUUAAUGCAUGGUUAUGUCUUACCAUUGAUGUAUAAAAGCAGUAUGUUAUAUUUAACAAUUUAUGCACAUGUUAAGAAAUUCUAUAUAAAUAAGUAUUGUGUAAGUCUUAUAAAUCUAGAUAUCUCUCACUUUGGGAGAACUGCACUGUUUUGUAUAUGUGUGGCUGCAAUAUGGUUAAAAAAAUAAACGUCAUGUCUCUUAAUUGACCACUAUG
Molecule: messenger RNA, 7938 nt
Organism: Pseudophryne corroboree (corroboree frog)
Lineage: Eukaryota; Metazoa; Chordata; Amphibia; Anura; Myobatrachidae
Gene: EZH1
Product: enhancer of zeste 1 polycomb repressive complex 2 subunit
Exons: 21
Coding region: 470-2914 (814 amino acids)
Biological process (GO): heterochromatin formation
Cellular component (GO): nucleus; ESC/E(Z) complex
Molecular function (GO): histone H3K27 methyltransferase activity; chromatin binding; protein binding
Source: RefSeq, a predicted model, not a curated record